AUGACGAUGAGCCAGAUGACCUCGUUGGUGAAGGCGAAGAUGGCGCAGGAGAAGGACAGGGUUUUAGUGAUGACGGAGGCGGUGAGGCUGAGGAAGGCCCAGGCUCUGACGGGCAGGGGGCUGAGGACGAGGCUGGCGAUGGUGGAGAUGAAAAUGGAGAGCAAUUGCCAUGAGGACGAGGCCGGCGAUGGUGGGAUGGUGAAUUUGUGGAAGAGGAGGCGUGGAUGGGUGGGAGGCGAGUUAAAUCUUUUACGUGUUGGACCGGAAGAAGAGGUAAUUGAGUUUUUACGAGUACAACAGAGAGAGCUCGUCGUUGCUGGGGGAGGGAGGCCUCCCUCCUUCCCCCAGGAAGGCCCAAAUGGAGGUGUUCUAGCUUGGGAGUGCGGCGGGUUUUGUGUCUUUAACGGAGGUUCUGGCCGUUUAAGAUUGUCAAAUAACAGAGACAGAGCAUGGUUGCCUAACGUUAUAGUUUUUACAGGGGGACUUCUUUACAAAGGAAGUGCGAGCAAUUUGCAGUAUGUUACUUCCACAGCUUUCCUGCUCCUGGCAUAUGCAAACUAUCUUAUCUCCAAUGGCGGAGUUGCCACAUGUGGUAGUUCAAAGGUGACAGCAGAAAAUCUCAUCGCACCGGCAAAGAAGCAAGUUGACUACAUUUUAGGAGAUAAUCCUGCAAAGAUGUCUUACAUGGUGGGUUUCGGGGAGAAGUACCCCCAGCAUGUCGACCAUAGGGGCUCCUCUGUACCAUCCAUACACGCACACCCUGCUCAAAUUUCCUGCAACGAUGGGUUUCAAUACCUCAAAUCCGGUUCCCCCAAUCCAAAUGUCCUUGUUGGAGCUAUAGUUGGUGGCCCUGAUAGCGGAGACAAUUUCUCCGAUGAUCGGAAUAACUACCAGCAAUCUGAGCCGGCUACAUAUAUAAAUGAACCAUUUGUUGGUGCUCUUGCUUUCCUCUUAGGCAAUCCCACACUAAGUAAUAACACUCUCAUUACCUAUGGCUUGAGGAUUAGUAUCUGUACCAUGUAA
This is a messenger RNA of Alnus glutinosa, 1023 nucleotides long. RefSeq names its product endoglucanase 20-like. Gene Ontology annotation, molecular function: hydrolase activity, hydrolyzing O-glycosyl compounds. Lineage: Eukaryota; Viridiplantae; Streptophyta; Magnoliopsida; Fagales; Betulaceae. The transcript is spliced from 5 exons. Gene Ontology annotation, biological process: carbohydrate metabolic process. Bases 1 to 1023 code for a protein of 340 amino acids. The record is from RefSeq and is a predicted model, not a curated record.